UUUUCUUAAAUUCAAUUGUCCGACCGAGGAAUCUCUUCCCCGCCGUAAAAUCGCUUCCUCCCUGACCACCAAGACUCCGUCUUCUUCCGAAUCCGAAGACGAUUCUGGCCAUUGUAGGGUCUUUUUCCUUCCAACUUUUCUCGCGGGUUUUCGAUGAAGCGGAAGCUGAAGACGCCGGAAGGAAGCUCAAAGAAGACGAAGAAGAAGAAGGUCCUUGAGAUUGACGAAGAGAGUCCAUGGGGGAAUCUGGAGUUGAUUCUCUCUCUUCAGGACAGGGAAUUGGCUGUCGAAAAGAAGGUGGAUUUGGCAUUCGGUUUUGUGAAAGAACAGGUGGGAGAAAGGAGUAAUUACAAGGAUGAAGAAUGCGAGGCAGUUUCGAUGUCACGGCUGAUAGUUUUUGUUAGUGAUUGGAUCCAAUCACUGCUAAUUUCUUCAGGAAAAAAGUCCAAAGCUGACGGUGAUAUUGAUAUUGACCCAUGUUUGGACGUAAGAUGCUGGGAGAUUUUCAAGUUCUGCUUGAGGCAGUCACCGGUUUUGCACGUCUCGUUGAAUGUUUCAAAAAAUCUUCUAAAGGCUAUUGGUUAUGUCGCCAAAAACCUUUUAUCUUUACUAAAUAUGUCCGCGGCCUCCGAAGAAAUUUUUACUGGUCAAGGGUUUGAAGUUUAUAGUUCAGUGGUUGCUUGUAUAGGCUUGUUGUUUUCAUCUAAAAGCGGUCUUUUGAAUGACAAUUUAGACUUAUGGUUUUCAACUGUGGAACCAGUUCUGAAGCUCACGCAUAAAGUUCUUGCAGAAAAUAUCGAGGAUGGUCUUGCUGGUGCAUUUGUUCUCCAAUUCUCUUGCUUCGUUCUUGAGCCAUUUUCUGAGUUUUUGAGGGUUCAUCCAACUAAGAAGAAUGGGUUCCGUGAUUUUCUGGACAAGCUGUUGGAGCCCCUCUUGGAUGUAUUGGGUUUAUUGCAUCUCCAAAUUGAUGGCAACAAAAUUACUUCCGAGUCUGGAGUAACUUUGCUGAAGUUUAUUCAUGAAAUUUUAUCUCAUGGUUUGUUUCAUUCUGCUCAUAUUGAUGGGUUUUUAGGCUUACGUGGGACUGAAAAGUACGCGCCAUCUGAGGAUGGGAAAUCUAAUGAGAAGAAAACAGUUCUUAUAAGUUAUCAUCGGUAUUUAUUUGCCAAGUUGGAGAGCAUUUUAGCUAUGAAAAAAGAUUUGGCACUGAGUUGUGUAGGGGAUUUGUUCAGCUUGUUUGUCAACCGAGUGACAACACAGCUAAGGGCUUCCAAUCAGUUGGAGGAAGGCAGGAUUACAGCAAGAACUAUGGUUUCAACUAGAAAUCAAACAGAAGAAGAGCCACCAAACCGGAUGCAUAAUGACAGAUUCGGAAAUGAUAUUGAACCCUCUCAUUUAUUGAGUUCCCUCAGUGCAGAGACACGGAAAUCCAUUUUUGAUUUCUUCCUACAUCUUAUGGAGCCUGCAGUGCUUGAGAUGGAUAAUUACAUUGAGUCUGGCUCAGAAAUGGCAGAUGAUAUCUAUUGUGUACUUAAGUCUUCCAACAUUUUGCUGUCCAGCCUUGCUCGUGAAAGAAUAUAUGUGAGAACAGAGGAUGCAUCCAAAGGAGCUUGCCUUUGCUUCCUGAAAAAGAUCUUUACGACAUUAGUUUCAAUUGCUUCCCAAUUAUUGGAGGGUUAUACCAAUGUUGGACAGUCACAGGUGUUUGUUUCAUCAGCCAAGGAGCUGAUAACUGCAAUAGGCCACUUGUUGGAAAUUGAGUAUGAGGUCAUUGAGAAUGAUUUAGUUAGUCUGUGGCUAAUUAUUCUCUUGUUUUUGGAGAUUAGUUCGUCACCAGAGAAUUCAGAUAAUGGAUGCCUUUUGACCUCGCAGACAGUUGCCCUUGGAUGCCAACUGAUUAACUUAUUUAGUGAUCUUCGCCAGGUAAAUAGUGUUGUAUAUGCACUAUGCAAGGCUGUAAGGCUUAUGUCGUCCCGUGAUGGUUAUGAUGGAGAAAUGAUCAACACAAAAUUUAUUCCACCAUCAAAUUUGGUUCUUUUCAAAAACGGUGCAAAAUUAGUGAAAAGGCUCUUCUCAUCUCAAGAUUUUAGACUUGCUAUCCACAAAGCUAUUAAGUUGAUAUCCGAAGGCCAAGCAAGUGGUUGUAUAAAGAGCUUGACAACGGAUAUGUCAGAAACGACUGAAUGGAUCAAAGUCAGUUGCACAAAAACUGCUAGAGAAGAAGCUGUAUUGGCUGUUGAACUCUUGGCAGGAGCUUUGUCUGAGAUAUAUUCCCUUAUUCUUGACUCACUAACUAUCACUGCAGGGAAUAGUAUUCUUGUUGGACUGUCCAUAAAUAAUCUGAUGGAUGUCAUCCGUCCUCACUUAAGCUGCCUGGUUUCUUCAGACCUAGAUUGCAUCGAAAAAUUCCUUUGUGCCAUUACAGGGAAACGUUUGGACACUUUGAUAGCUGAAAAGAAACGAAAGAUUAAUGUAAAGGCGGCCCGGUUAUAUAUAUUCUUCUUCAUCCGUAUUUACAUGUCCUGUAGAAACUUAUAUAGGCAGGUGAUCAGUCUUAUGCCUCCAAAAAAUUCAAAAGAGAUGGCUAAAAUUAUGGGAGACUCAGUUACAGCAUGCUGUGGAAAUGAUUGGGUGAAAAGGAUGGGUUGGAAUGAUGAAGGUUACUUUUCGUGGAUUUGCCAACCUUCAGCUUCAGUUCUUGACACAAUCAAACUAAUCUCAGAUGUUUAUCUUAAGGAUGACAAUGCAGAUUGCUGCUUGCUGAUAUAUACACUGCAUGGUCUGGCUCUUCAAAGACUUGUUGAUUUGAAUAGACUUGUGAGAUCGCUGGUUUAUGUGUUACAGACGAGUGAUAAUCAGAUGCAGGAUAAAAUGCUGGAUGAAGCUGAAAUCUCACGUUUGAGAAAAAAGAGUAAAAAAUUGACCAAACGUCUUUCAGUUCUCAAGCGUGAAGGAGAAGACCUUGUUGACUACCUGCUGAGUUUCAUCGCAUCAGACUUUGACAGUGAAGAAAUUGCCAGAGCAAUAGACAAAACUGACCCGUGGGGUGUCAGGAUUUCUGUCAUUGAUAAGAAAUCACUGCCUUCUGUACUUUGGUGGAUCCUCAGUCAACACAUAGAUGUUUGGUGCUCACAUGCUGUAAAAAGGAAGUUGAAGGAUUUCUUGUCAUGGAUAAUCCAUGCUUCCAUUCCUUCCAUGUUGAAGAUAGAGAAUAUGGGUGCUGUGGUUGAGAGUGAUGUUCAUGAAGACACUCGGAAGAAGAAAAUAGGGGUGCAACAUAUCUCUUUAGAACUUAUUCAUGAUUCUGCUCUAUAUGAACUUGAAUUUGUUCGCAGAUAUUUGGGAUCAAGUUUUUCUCGCAUAUUGGAGAAUACGGCACUAGAACUUUUCAAGGAAGUUGCAAAACAAGAAAGAAACUGUAAUUCAUCACCAGAAUGGGCUGAGGUUUUAGUCUUGCUUGAAAGUUUAGUUGCUAGUUUAUCUGGUGAGCCACAAUCAGAAACUCGGGUGGAAGAAAAUGCAUCACAGUUAAACUGCAUGAAGUUCACAGCAUGUCGGAAUUUGCUGAAUCUUUUUUGCCGGAUUCCCAGAGAAUAUAUGACAAAAAAAUCACUCCAACAGUGCACCAGUCACAUUCUCUACAUUGAGAGGUCUAUAGUGUUUGGUAUGUUGAGAUGCCAACACAAACUCUCUCCUGGUGACGAGCAAAUUCUUUUCAGCCUGUUUAUCACUUGCAGGAGAACAUUGAAAAGUAUUUUCAUGACAUCUUGUGGCAAGAUGGUGGCAGCGACCAAGUUGCCUUGGUCUGAUGGUUCGUUAUUAGCCUUGUGGCUUUUGAAAUCUGUCCAGGCUGCAGUAACAUAUCAAGGAACGUUUACUAAAGAGUUUACGAGCAGAACAAGGGACUGCAUUGUUUCUUUGAUGGAUCACACAUCCUAUAUAUUCUUAACAUUAAGCAAAUAUCAGUUCAGCAAGGCAAUGCCUCUGUUUAUAGCUCCCAAGAAUAUGUCUGGUGAACAACCUGCUUCACAAGAACCGUUUGAGGAGGAGAAGGGUAUGAACGUAUUUGAUGAUCACCAUCUGGAUGACUCUGCAACAUGCGAGGACAGUAGACAGGUGAUUCUUCUUCUAGAGAGUUUGACAAAGCAGGCUGAAAGUCUAUUUAUUUCUUUCAAGGAUGAACUCAGAGAUGGAAAACCAGUAUUUGAAUGUGAGACUCUGACACUUAACAAGAUAGCUUCUGUUUUUGGCUGCUUUGGUGGAUUGUUGUGGGGACUAGCAUCUGCUGCAAGUGAAAAAGAUAUGCAGAAAAGUCAUCAGAAAACAAAAUUGAAAUGGAAAUUGGAACCUCUCUCCAAGCUUUCCUGUAGUAUCAAUGUGCUCAGUAAUUUUAUUCAGUUUUUUAUGCACUAUUUGUUUCAAAAUGGUGGUUUGAAGCCAGAAAUUCAAACUGAUGCUGACUGGGGCCAGUUGAUAGCCAAUGGAAAGGAUUCAAAUAGUCUUGUAGAAAUCAACCUAGAGGUGACUGAAGAUGUGAAAAAGCGUGUUCUUGAGAGCUUAAUAAAGGACGAUUCUUCCGAGGCAGCAUUAGUUCUCAGGCAGCUAUUAAUUACCUCUGCUGCUGUUUUAAGGCUUAAUAUGCAUGUAGAUGGCAUUGCCCUGUCACCUAAUUUAGUCUCUGUUCUCACGGGCGUUUCUUAUGUUCUAUUAUCCAGCUUAGCAGACGUGACAGGGGCACCGAAAGAGUUCUCGUUCAUUUGGUUGGAUGGUGCACUGAAAUUUCUAGAAGAACUCGGGAAUUAUUUCUCUUCAUCCAACCCUGCAUUGGACAGAGAUCUGUACUCAAAGAUGAUCGAGUUGCACCUAAAGGUGAUUGGCAAAUGCAUAUCUUUGCAAGGAAAAGAGGCUACCUUGGCAUCACAUGAGACAGGGUUUGGUACUAAUGUUGUCCAUGCUAAGAAAGUUUCAUCAGAAGACAACCUAUCUAAUACUUUGCAUUGGCUGGAUGAGUUUAAGGAGAGGUUGAGGAUGUCAUUCAAAGCGUUCAUACAGAAUUCCUCGGAGUUUCACUUCUUGGCUGGAAUACAAGCUAUAGAGAGGGCACUGAUCGGAGUAUGGGAAGUAUGCCCAGCUAUCUAUAAAAUACAGACAGGAAAUAGAGAUGGUGGUAAGAUCUCCUCAACAGCUGCUGCUGCUAUUGACUGUCUGGAUCUAAUUCUUGAGCAUGCUUCAGGUCGCAAACGUGUGAACGUGGUGAAAAGGCAUAUUCAGAGUUUCGUUUCUGCAACUCUUAGUAUCAUCGUUCACUUGCGGAGUCCAUUUAUUUUCUUUUCAAAGCCAGUCUGCAGUCAUGGUCUUCAUUAUCCAGAUCCCGGGUCAGUCAUACUCAUGUGUGUCGAAGUCCUGACAAGAAUCUCAGGAAAACACGCGCUUUUUCAGAUGGAGGCCUGGCAUGUAAGCCAAACCAUACAUAUGCCAGGAGCACUUCUUCUGGAUUUUCUUCAGGUGACCAGCUCGGGACUUCCAGUUUCGAAUGGAAAUUUAUUAUCCCGAUGUGACCAUCGACAAAAUCGGAUUCAGAGCUUGAAUAACCUUCACAUGGACCGAGAAUUCUCGAUAAGUUUGUAUGCCGCAUCCUGCAGGUUAUUAUAUACCCUUGUGAAGCAUCAUAAGAGCCAAACAGAGGGAUGCAUUGCCACACUUCAACAGUCGGUAUCUGCGCUCCUUCAUUGUUUGGAGAAAGCCAGAGAUGAAUCCGGUAAUCAUCUCUCGUUGAAAGUCGAAGAGGGAAUUCGAUGUGCUUGUUUUCUUCGAAGGAUCUAUGAAGAGCUGAGACAGCAGAAAGAAGUCUUCAAACAACACUGUUUCAAGUUCUUGUCGACUUACAUAUGGGUUUCUUCGGGAAAUGGUCCCCUUAAAACGGGUAUCAGAAGGGAGGUAGAUGAAGCUUUGAGACCCGGUGUUUAUGCUCUUAUAGACUGUUGUGAACCGAAUGAUCUCCAGUAUCUGCACACCGUAUUCCACGAAGGGCCUUGUAGAAACACACUGGCAGCUCUGCAACAAGAGUACAAGUUGAAUUUCAAGUAUGAAGGAAAAGUAUGAGUAACAACAAGCAUUGGCACUUGUCAUGUGAGCAUGGACAUCAUCAUCAUAUAGUCGCUCCUUUUACCAUCAUGCCGGGUAAGAUCCAUGUUGGUUAGGUUCUAUAAAGGAUACGAUUAUAUGGGCGGCCGGGGAAAGUUUUGUGAAAUCUUUCGUGGUUUCGGUUGUUGUAACUUUAUGGAUCUUUAGAAUCCUAUCUUCAUGAAAAGGAUUUCAAGUCUCUUUCAGCA
Molecule: messenger RNA, 6332 nt
Organism: Tarenaya hassleriana
Lineage: Eukaryota; Viridiplantae; Streptophyta; Magnoliopsida; Brassicales; Cleomaceae
Exons: 10
Coding region: 154-6102 (1982 amino acids)
Biological process (GO): ribosome biogenesis
Cellular component (GO): nucleolus
Source: RefSeq, a predicted model, not a curated record